Molecule: messenger RNA, 501 nt
Organism: Botrytis fragariae
Lineage: Eukaryota; Fungi; Ascomycota; Leotiomycetes; Helotiales; Sclerotiniaceae
Product: putative dnase1 protein
Exons: 2
Coding region: 1-501 (166 amino acids)
Source: RefSeq, a predicted model, not a curated record
AUGUCUCGUCUCCACAAUCUCACUAUUCUUGUGAUCUCUAUCUUCUCGUUCCUUGUCCCUGUUAUGGGAAAUACUUUGCAAUUCCUGUCUCAAGACACCAAAGAACGCACCGUCUUCUUCACCCCGAAUGCUGGCUCUGCUGAAGUUCCAAGUUUCUUUGUUCCGGCGAGUUCUGUGGAUGGAAAUGCAGUUGUUCACUUUCCUCAAGGCUGGAGCGGCUCCUUCAAAGCUGUUCUUUCAGGAGAAAGCCCAGACGUUCCCAAAGUCACUGGUGAAAUUACAUUCCAGGGCUGGCAAGGAGAAACUUACUAUACUGUUUCUGCUGUUCAGAAUUGUUGCGAUAACUCGGGCAUUCGAUCUCUAGCGUCUCAAUUUACCAGCCCUAUAUCUGGUUGCAUUGAAGCACCGUUUCCCUGUACUGCUUCGUACUCCAGACCUGGUGAUAUUCAAGUCAAGAGCUCCCCGGAUAUAGAUUUUAUGUGUAUUUUAGGUGAAUUCUAG